Messenger RNA from Choloepus didactylus (southern two-toed sloth), 1596 nucleotides. Its product is annotated as pleckstrin homology domain-containing family A member 8-like. Gene Ontology annotation, cellular component: cytoplasm; membrane; cytosol. Lineage: Eukaryota; Metazoa; Chordata; Mammalia; Pilosa; Megalonychidae. Gene Ontology annotation, molecular function: ceramide 1-phosphate transfer activity; ceramide 1-phosphate binding. Gene Ontology annotation, biological process: intermembrane lipid transfer; ceramide transport. The record is from RefSeq and is a predicted model, not a curated record.
CGCCCCCGGGCCGAAGAUGUGAGGCCGGCCGGGCGUCCCCGCGGCGGGCCCGGGCGCCGGGAGUGGGCGUCUCGGCAGCGCCGGGCGAUGGCCCUGCUGCCGGUGCUCGUCGCCUCCUGGGGCCUGGGUCAGUGAGGGGUGCCGGCGGGCCUAGGCAAGCGGCCCCGGCGCGGCGGGGGCGAAGGGGCCGCGGGCGCCAUGGAGGGGGUGCUUUACAAGUGGACCAACUAUCUGAGCGGUUGGCAGCCUCGAUGGUUCCUUCUCUGUGGGGGGAUAUUAUCCUAUUAUGAUUCUCCUGAAGAUGCCUGGAAAGGUUGCAAAGGGAGUAUCCAAAUGGCAGUCUGUGAAAUUCAAGAGUUUGCUGAAAACACUGAAAACCUGAAAACCAAAAUGUCAGAACUAAGAUUCUACUGUGACCUUCUUGUUCAGCAAGUAGAUAAAGCAAAAGAAGUUACCACAACUGGUGCGUCCAUCUCUGAGGAGGGAAUUGAUGUGGGAACUCUCCUGAAAUCAACCUGCAAUACUUUUCUGAAGACCUUGGACGAAUGCAUGCAGAUUGCAAAUGCAGCCUUCACAUCUGAGCUGCUCUAUCACACUCCCCCGGGAUCUCCGCAGCUGGCCAUGCUCAAAUCCAACAAGAUGAAACAUCCUGUUGUACCGAUUCAUAAUUCAUUGGAAAGGCAAAUAGAGUUGAGCAGUUGUGAAAAUGGAUCUUUGAAUAUUGAGAUAAGUGAUGUUGAAGAAAUCCUAACAAAAAACAAGAGCCCCUUAUUUUUGAAAUCUUCAGAGAGAGACUACAGCAUAUCAAGUGAAGAAAACUUAAAUGAUAAUAUAACAGUCCAAGGAGAAAUAAUGAAGGAAGAUGGAGAAGGAAACCUGGAAAAUCAUGACAGCAACUUGGCACAGCCUGAAUUGAACUCCUCAAGUAGCUCUCCAGAAUCCCACUGGGAAGAAGGCAAAGAAGUUAUCCCAACUUUCUUUAGUACUAUGAACACCAGCUUUAGUGACAUUGAACUUCUGGAAGACAGUGGCAUUCCAACAGAAGCAUUCUUGGCAUCAUGUUAUGCUGUGGUUCCAGUAUUAGACAAACUUGGCCCUACAGUGUUUGCUCCUGUUAAAAUGGAUCUGGUUGGGAAUAUUAAGAAAGUAAAUCAGAAAUAUAUAACCAACAAGGAAGAGUUUACCACCCUUCAGAAGAUAGUGCUGCAUGAAGUGGAGGCAGAUGUAGCCCAGGUUAGGAACUCAGCUACAGAAGCCCUCUUGUGGCUGAAGAGAGGUCUGAAAUUUUUGAAGGAAUUUUUAACAGAAGUGAAAAAUGGAGAAAAGGAUAUCCAGACAGCCCUAUUAGCUCUGAGGGCUGCUCCAUCCUAUGAAGAUUUUGUGGCUGCAUUAACAAUAAAGGAAGGCGACCACCAGAAAGAAGCUUUCAGUAUUGGGAUGCAGAGAGACCUCAGCCUUUACCUCCCUGCCAUGGAAAAGCAGUUGGCGAUACUGGACACUUUAUACGAGGUCCACGGACUGGAGUCUGAUGAAGUUGUGUGACAUCUGCGGGAUAGCGCCUCCUCCUAAUUUCAGGGAAUAAAGUUUGCUAAAGUG